Sphaeroforma arctica JP610 is the source of this 1293-nucleotide messenger RNA. Its product is annotated as 5-aminolevulinate synthase, mitochondrial. Gene Ontology annotation, molecular function: 5-aminolevulinate synthase activity; pyridoxal phosphate binding. Gene Ontology annotation, cellular component: mitochondrion. The coding region runs from base 1 to 1293 and encodes 430 amino acids. Lineage: Eukaryota; Ichthyosporea; Ichthyophonida. Gene Ontology annotation, biological process: heme biosynthetic process. The transcript has a single exon. The record is from RefSeq and is a predicted model, not a curated record.
AUGUCACUCCGCAGAAUUGGUCGUGCAACCUCGUCGUUAACACCGAAAUCGGUUGGUCCCUGGCUUUUGUGUGCAGAUGUGCUACCAACCUCCUUUGACUACGAGGGUUUUUUUGAGCAGAAAAUCAGCCAGAAAAGAACAGACAACUCGUACCGCGUGUUCAACGACAUUAACCGUCUAGCCGAGCGCUUUCCAAAGGCUCGUGGUGGGGGACACGCCGACAUUACUGUUUGGUGUGCCAACGAUUAUCUAGGCAUGUCGAGACAUCCACUGGUUAUCGAUACGAUGCGGCGGGUCUUGUCGCUCCACGGCGCCGGGUCCGGUGGUACUCGCAAUAUCAGCGGCAACACCCGCUUUCACCGCGAACUUGAAGCGGAGCUUGCGGACUUGCACCGUAAGGAUGCGGCACUGGUGUUUACCUCGUGCUACGUGGCCAACGAUACUACACUGCAGACGCUGGCCAAGCUUUUGCCUAACUGCAUCAUUCUGAGCGACAAACAAAAUCACGCCAGCCUCAUUGCUGGGAUUCAGAAUAGCCGCGCAGACAAGGUUGUUUUCAACCACAACGACACGAAUGAUUUGGAACAGAAACUGGCAGCGCUGGACCCUUUGCGACCAAAGAUUGUGGUGUUCGAGUCAGUAUAUUCAAUGUCUGGGGUCAUUGCACCAGUUGACGAAAUCUGCACGAUAGCUCGAAAAUACGGCGCACUAACGUUCAUUGACGAGGUUCAUGCCGUUGGUAUGUAUGGCGAUAGAGGCGCCGGUGUAGGUGAGCAAUUGGGCAAUCACGUGAUGGACAAAUUUGAUAUUGUCGCCGGUACGCUAGGCAAAGCGUAUGGUGUCAUAGGAGGGUAUAUCGCUGGAUCCACAGGACUCGUUGAUACGGUGCGCAGCUACGGAUCCGGAUUUAUUUUUACAACGUCACUCCCUCCAGCCGUUGCAUCUGGUGCGCGUGUGAGUGUCAAGCACCUCAAAACGAGUCAGGUGGAGCGCACUAGUCAGAGACGGCACGUGCGUGAGCUCAAGACGCGGCUACACAAGUUGGGGAUCCCAAUAGCGGAAAACACGGGCCACAUUGUCCCCAUCUUGGUCGGUGACGCCAAGAUUUGCCGUGCCAUUUCCGACACGUUGCUGCAGAAACACAACAUAUACGUGCAGAGCAUCAACUAUCCCACCGUACCUGUGAGACAGGAGCGGCUGCGUGUUACCCCAACACCGGCACACACCCCAGAUCUGCUGGACACGUUCUCGGACGCUCUUCUUGAUGUGUGGAACCUGUGCGGUAAAAAUUAG